Molecule: messenger RNA, 1804 nt
Organism: Cannabis sativa
Lineage: Eukaryota; Viridiplantae; Streptophyta; Magnoliopsida; Rosales; Cannabaceae
Product: UDP-glycosyltransferase 89B2-like
Exons: 1
Coding region: 104-1663 (519 amino acids)
Molecular function (GO): UDP-glycosyltransferase activity
Source: RefSeq, a predicted model, not a curated record
AAGUAAAUAAACUUAUAAGUUGUAUUUAUAGGUCAGAAUAUAUAAAAGUGAAAAGAAAAAAUAUUAUUAAAAAAAAAAGAAAAAGUAUUAUUUUUUAUUAUGUAUGAGAGUGCGUCACUUCUUCUACCAGAUAUGUAUAUAUAUAUAUAUAGGGCUGUUUUUAUAUUUUAUAUAUAUUAUAUUAUAUCAAACAAAAAAAAAACAAAAAAGAAAAAUGGCCACAAUGACCGGUGCCGGAGAAGAAGGCAAAGCCACCCAUAUCUUAAUCUUCCCAUUCCCAGCACAAGGCCACAUGUUACCAAUCCUAGACUUUACACACCAGAUCCUUACCCAAAACCCAGAUCUCAUCACCAUCACCAUUCUCGUAACCCCAAAAAACCUCUCUCUUCUCAACCCACUCCUCUCUCUCCAUCCUUCCAUUCAAACCCUCGUCCUCCCUUUCCCAUCUCACCCUUCCAUUCCCCAUGGAGUUGAGAAUCUCAAGGACUUACCCGCCACCUCAUUCCGUUUCGUAAUUCCCGCCAUCACUCGACUUCGAGAACCGCUUACUCACUGGUUCAAAACCCACCCUUCGCCGCCUACCGCCAUUGUUUCCGACAUGUUCUUGGGUUGGACACACUACCUCGCCGUCGAACUCGGUAUUCGUCGGAUUACCUUCUCUCCUUCCGGCGCUUUUGCCUUGGCCGUCAUUCAAUCUUUGUGGCGAGAUAUGCCGAAACGAUCGGACGGUCAGGAUGAAGUCUUUGAGUUUCCUGAGAUUGCGAAUUGUCCAAAAUACCCUUGGUGGAAAUUGUCUUCUCUGUACAGAUCUUACGUUGAGGGAGACCCAGAUUCGGAAAUUGUUAGGGAGUCUUUUAUUGGGAAUCGGUUGAGUUGGGGACUCGUUGUUAACUCGUUUACCGAGUUGGAAUCGGUUUAUCUUGAUUACUUGAAGAAAGAUUCAGGCCAUGAUCGUGUUUGGGCUGUUGGGCCUAUACGGCCCAUGUUAGAUGAUCCAAAUGGGCCCACUACUAGAGGUGGGUCCAACUCGGUCUCUCCUGACCAUAUAUUGUCAUGGCUUGAUAAGUGUGAUGAGAAUAAGGUUGUGUAUGUGUGUUUUGGUAGUCAAGUUGUGUUGAGAAAUGAUCAAAUGGAAGAGUUAGCUAAGGGUUUGGAGAGAAGUGGGGUCCAUUUUGUGUGGUCGGUUAAGGUGCCAACUGGAUCACAAGUGGACGGUGAUUACGGAAAGGUUCCGAUCGGGUUCGAAAAUCGAGUGGGUGAAAGGGGUUUGGUGAUUAAAGGGUGGGCCCCACAAGUUUCGAUACUUCGGCAUCGGGCCGUGGGCGCUUUUUUGACUCAUUGUGGUUGGAACUCGGUGUUGGAAGGUAUCGCGGCAGGAGUACUAAUGCUGACGUGGCCCAUGCAGGCCGACCAAUACGCUAAUGCCACGUUGUUGGUGGACACCUUGGAAGUGGGAAAGAGCGCGUGCGAAGGUGAUCGAAUUGUUCCCGAUUCGGUUGAGUUGGCUCGAGUUUUUGCAGAAUCGGUUGGUGAGGAAAACCGAGCCCGAAGACGUCGAGUUGAAGAGUUAUGUGGAGCGGCGAACCGAGCUACUAUGGAAGGUGGUAGUUCUUAUAAGGAUUUGGAAUCAUUAGUUGCCCAUUUGAAAGUCACAACCAUUUAGUAAAGAAGUUUCUUAUUUUGCUUGGUAAUGUUGUAAUAAAGCUAGUUUGGCUAAAUCAUGUGACCAUUUCUAAUAGUGUGCUAAAAAUGUGUGUUGUAUUGCUAUAUUUGAGUAAUUUUUAAUAAAUGAUUGGUUAUAAGA